AUGGCGAGUGAUAAUCAGAAACGGUGUCCGACCACUUGUGGUGGACCCCUGAGCCCCGGCAUGGCAUCGACGUCCCCUCGCACCUCUUCGAUGUCCCUAAGCUCUCGCUCCGAUUCUUCCCACCUCUGUGAACCGCUGGCUCCACCCAGUAACUCGUUCGCGAAGGCCAGCACCACCACCAAGGCCUUGACGCCUCAUCGCCAGCUGGGCGAGCUGCUGCGCUCUAUUGACCCCAGGUACUGCUUCCAUCCAGCAGUAGAGGAGCUUUUGCUGGACAUGGCGUCUGAGUUUGUACAGGAUGUGGUGGAGUUUUCGGGGAAAAUGGCCAAACACAGACGUUCGACGGUAUUAGAGCCACGGGACCUGCAGUUUUGUCUCGCCAAGAACUAUGGCGUUUCUUUGGCUGGUGUACUACCUACUACAGCUAGCGGAGCUACUUCUGCCUCAAUGCUGAGGCCUAUGGGUCAGGAUAUGCUGGUCCGUGCUCGGCCAGCGAAGAAUUCGUUGCACAUGCAUCGCAUGGCGCUCAAACGCAACUCGCUGCUGCAUACGAAAACGAAGCUGAAGACUGCGCAUGCAGUCAAAGUCGCUGAAGGCAGCAGGAAGGUGGUGUGCAAGACUAGUAGUAUCAGCAAGUAG
This is a messenger RNA of Peronospora matthiolae, 639 nucleotides long. NCBI's taxonomy places the organism in Eukaryota, Oomycota, Peronosporomycetes, Peronosporales, Peronosporaceae. The record is from the annotation of a GenBank genome assembly.